GUUUUGUUAUUAAUUAUGAAUUAGUGUUUUUUUUCUAUUAAUAAUUAUUUUAUAUUAUUUACUAGGUGUGGUUUUAUAUUAAUAAUUAUUUUUUGUUAAUUAUUAAUUAAUGUUUAUUAUUAAUUAUUAACUAUUGUAUUAAUUUGUAUUGUUUUAUUAAUUAUUAUAUUUUUACUAAUUAUUAAUUAUUAAUUUGUAUUAUUUAUUAAUUAUUGUUUUAUUAUUAAUUAUUAAUUUUUGUAUUAAUUUUUAUUGUCUUAUUAAUUUUUUAUUAUUUAUUGAUUAUUGUUUUAUUAUUAAUGAUUAAUUAUUGCAUUAUUUUUUAUUGUUUUAUUAUUUAUUAAUUUUUUACUAAUUAUUAGUUAUUAAUUAUUAAUUUUUGUUAAUUAUUAAUUAAUGUUUAUUAUUAAUUAUUAUUUUUUUUACUAAUUAUUAAUUAUUAAUUUGUAUUAUUUAUUAAUUAUUGUUUUAUUAUUAAUUAUUAUUUUUUGUAUUAAUUUUUAUUGUCUUAUUAAUUUUUUAUUAUUUAUUGAUUAUUGUUUUAUUAUUAAUGAUUAAUUGUUGUUUAUUUAUAGGUUUAGGGUGUAAUAUAAUUUUUUUUUUUCAGUCUUCUAAAGUUCCACGACUUUUACUGCCAGUGUCUGAACAUUACACUGGUCGUGUUACUUGGCGGGGCGGUAGUUACUAUUACCCCAAAGUAAAAGCCAAGUUUGUACAAAUGCAGUUGUUGGAAAGGGUGAAGGAGGAAUCCCCUUUCAACAAUUUUUUUGAGAGAGAGCCAUUAGCGUUUUCAGGUGCUCUUAUCCAUCAGCUCUUCAUGCAUAAGAUAAAAUCAGAUAAAGAUGAUGAGGUGCAUUUUUAUAUUGCAAAGAAGAGAUGCUGAUUCGGCCGAACUGAGUUUGCCUUGGUGACUGGGCUUAAUUUGUUACGUGGACCGACUGAGGCUGAGGUUUCGGAGAGGGCGACGUCAGACCGUUUGAUAGUAGAAUAUUUUAAUGGGGAUCCAUCUAUCAUCAUUGGUCGUCUGCGCAGCGUCUUUGAGAGUUGCACUGAGAAGGAUGAUUGUUACAAGUUGGGUUUGGUGCUGUUCGUGAUGGGUGUUCUGACUGGGAAAGAAGAGAAGACCCUGGUUCCCCCAUUUAUCAUUAGAAUGGUUGAGGACCUCCCUUUUUUCUACAAUUACCCGUGGGGGAAAAUUUCUUUCAACUUGUUGAAAGAUACUUGGAGUAAGGACUUCGUACAAAAGAAAAAGCAUAUGGAUGAGAAGAUUGUGAAGGGAACGACUCAGAAGGAGUCAAAGUAUUCGGCCUAUGGAUAUGUGCUGUGCAGCAUUUGGAUGCUGCUUUGCAGCAUUUGGUUGCUGCUUUCCAUAUGAUGAGGAGGAGGCAACACUUCUUCCCGGAGUUGUACCCACGUAAGUGUACUGUCAUGCCAUCUUGGUUUACCUCAUCGUUGAGGGGUCGGUGGGAUGCUUGGAAGAGCAAUACUGACCAUGAUGGUUUUGUUUGGGAUGAGUCCAUCUUGGAACUCCUUCGUGGGGAUCCAAACCAAUUUUUGCCUUCUUGGAAGGGUAUGGAGUGCAUAUACAUGGCCAUGUUCUUGAACGGACCGAAACAUUGGAUCGCUAUGGAGGUCAAUCUUGAGUUGUGGAAGAUAUUCCUCUUCGAUUCGAGUCUUGGAUCUCUAACGAAAGACGAACUGAAUUCGCUUAUGGAUGUGUGGUGCCCUUUACUAGCCAAAUUGGUGGACCAGUGUGGUGUAUGUGACACUCAUUACAUGGUGAUGGUCCCUCAAAUGACAGCCUCCGAAAGUCAGGUCAGACCCGUCGACUGGGAAAUAAUGGACAAUAAAGUUGUACCUCAGACAAAAUCGAGCGGCGAUUGUGGAAUGUACGUCAUAGAGCAUAUUGAGCAUAAGUUAUUGGAUCUACCAUUCGAUGGAGUACAUGAUCAGCAUAUGUCGCUCUUUCGCCAGAGAUGGGCAGUAGAUUUAUUCUACCAGAACUUGGCAUGAACUUUAGAUGUUUAAUUUUUUAUAUUUGUUGAACAAUGUUUACUUUUACACUUUUCAAUUUGAACAAACUACUUUCACUAAAAUUAUUUUAUUUUAUCAGUAGAACUUGUUUUUGGCUCA
Cannabis sativa is the source of this 2133-nucleotide messenger RNA. RefSeq lists its product as uncharacterized. Gene Ontology annotation, molecular function: cysteine-type peptidase activity. Lineage: Eukaryota; Viridiplantae; Streptophyta; Magnoliopsida; Rosales; Cannabaceae. Bases 1372 to 2013 code for a protein of 213 amino acids. The record is from RefSeq and is a predicted model, not a curated record. Gene Ontology annotation, biological process: proteolysis. The transcript has 2 exons.